GCCCGGAGCCUUCCUCCCACUCAUUUCCAGCCCACUCCUCUCCUUAUUUGAGACGCUCCUCUCCUCCAGCCUUCAGAGCGGUAACGCAGCUCUCUCCAGCGAGAGCUCAACUGAGACAUCAGAGCUGCAGCUCGGAAUCUUUUUGUUGGGAUAUAUGUUCACCAAAAUGAGCCUUAUCCUUGUGGUAGCCAUUGCGGCUCUCUUGGCAGAAAAUCUAGCACUUCCACUGGAAAAAGGCGUGCAGAGAGAAGAUGUGGUAAGCCGGUGUUUGGUUGAAGUCCUGUCUAAAGCACUCUCCAAACCGGACACUCAGUCACUGGAUCAGGAAUGCAAAGACAUUCUCCAAGCAGGGCUAAACCAUUCCCCACUGGAUAAGAAGACCCGCGAAGGGACUUUAACUCAUGAAGAGGUGGUCAAAGCCGAGCAGCCUGAAGCCAAAGGAGCCGACAUGAAAGACAUUGAAGCUCUGCUCAAAUCUGUGGAAGAAAAGCGAGAAAACUCAGAGGACGAGCGCAGUCAGGAAUCCUGGAGUGUUGGCGAUGAGAAGGACAAGAGGCAGGAGAGCGAAGAGCAAGUAGAGCGUGAAAAGAGGAACUGGAGGCCAGGGCGAUUUCACCAAAAGAAUCAUAAAAGAGGUGCAGACGAUGAAGAUGGUGAGCGCAGUCAGGAAAGCUGGGGGGUAGAGGAAAAAAGAGCAGACCAAGACGAUGAAGAGAGAGAGAAAAGAUAUUGGAGGCCAGGAAGGUACCAUCAGAAGCUGCACAAACGCGAUGAAGAGCUCUCAGAAGAACCCAGAGAAGAGCCUGAGGAAGAACGAAGCCAGGAAUCCUGGGGUCUGGAAAACGACAGAGAAAAGAGGUACUGGAGGCCUGGGAGGCACCACCAGAGGAGACACAAACGUGACGAAGAGCUUUCAGAAGAACCCAAGGAAGAGUCUGUCGAAGACCGCAGCCAGGAAUCCUGGGGACUGGAGAAUGAAAGGGAAAAGAGGGAAUGGAGGCCUGGGAGGUACCACCAGAGGAGACACAAACGUGACGAAGAGCUCUCAGAGGAGGAGCGCAGUCAGGAGUACUGGGACUUUGACAAGAGAGACGCAAACGAAGAGGAAAUCGAAAAGCACAUAUGGAAACCAACGCAUCGGUACCACCACAAAAAGAAUUAUCACAAGCGUGGCGGAGACUCCUCUGAAGAAGAUGCACAACAGAGGAGUGACUCAGAAGAAUCUGAAGAAGAUGGAAGAGAAAGGGAUGAAGCGCUGAGGUACCUUGCAGAAAAACGCAACCCUUGGAUCUUCAGAGGGUACUACCAUCCAGCCUGGUACAAAGGGACACGGACGAACACGAAGCAAGCUCAACCAAAGAGAAAGAACUGGAAAACCUCGCGGCAAUGGAUGCGGAGUUGCAAAAAAUUGCAGAAAAGUUGCAUGAGAACAGUGAAUAAGCCUGAAACCAUGUUUCUGAAAUCUCUGCUUUUCUGCUGCAGCCAAUUUUGUGUGCUUACAGUAUUAAAAAUAAAAUGCACUAAAAAAUAAAAAUGAAGAAAAAAAUAAUAAUCCAAAAACUCUGGAGCCUUGCCAAAAGCAUUGUAUCUGUGACACUUUGAUGUUUUCCAAUUAAUCAGCAUGGGAAUGGUUUUGAUGUUGAUAUGACACGACCUAACAGAGAUAUAUCUCAAAAUAAAAAU
Thalassophryne amazonica is the source of this 1683-nucleotide messenger RNA. RefSeq names its product chromogranin B (gene chgb). NCBI's taxonomy places the organism in Eukaryota, Metazoa, Chordata, Actinopteri, Batrachoidiformes, Batrachoididae. Gene Ontology annotation, cellular component: secretory granule. The coding region runs from base 155 to 1531 and encodes 458 amino acids. The record is from RefSeq and is a predicted model, not a curated record. The transcript has 7 exons.